Coturnix japonica (Japanese quail) is the source of this 2216-nucleotide messenger RNA. It is a transcript of the gene RAB42, whose product is annotated as RAB42, member RAS oncogene family. The record is from RefSeq and is a predicted model, not a curated record. NCBI's taxonomy places the organism in Eukaryota, Metazoa, Chordata, Aves, Galliformes, Phasianidae. Gene Ontology annotation, molecular function: GTPase activity; GTP binding.
CCUGUGCAAUGUAGGUGAGUGUGGCUGCCCAGCAGGGAUACAUUGAGGCUUUGUGGGUCUGUGCAGACAACUUUUGGGUGCCGUGGAGUUGUUUGAGCUCCUGACUGUUCUUUAGCAUCCUCCCAGUGUGGGUCAGAGGCUUGGCAGGGCCAGUCCCUGUAUUGUGGGACUCCCUGAAGUGCUGGCAACUGGUCAGCACCCAAAGUCAAAUGUUUCCUGCAUGAGAAUAAAGGUUCUGCCAAGUGCUGGUGCCCCACAACUGUGACAUGGUGGGGUUGGGGGGGAGGUGCUCUGCUUUAUGGGGUGCUGAGAUGGUCAGCCCCUGCUCUGCACACAUCUCCACAUCAUUUAAAGACCUGCAGCCCCAUGUCCCAGGGCUGCGCCCCACAGUGGGGCUGGCACCGUGCACCCCAAACACCCCCUGGUGCCUACAGCUGGAUGGAGCUGAGCAAAGUGGGAGGUGUUCCCCAGCACACCCCCCCCCCCUUUAGUUGCCACCCAUCCCCAGGAACGCCUCCCACACCCCAGGGAGGAGCAGCAGUGCCUGCCCCAGCACGCAGUGGCUGUGGGGGUGGUGGGAGCCGAUGGAGCCGCGGUGGCAUUACCAGUUCCGGGUGAUCAUGUUGGGGGAUUCAACGGUGGGCAAAUCCUCCCUGCUGCGGCGUUACACUGAGGGGGUCUUCCUGGAUGCCAUCAACCAGACGGUGGGGGUGGAUUUCUACGUCCAGUUUGUGGAGUUGGAGCCGGGGCUGCAGGUCAAGCUGCAGUUCUGGGACACGGCUGGGCAGGAGCGUUUCAGGUCUGUCACCCGCUCCUAUUACCGCAACUCAGCAGGAGGGAUGCUGCUCUUCGACCUGACCAACCGCGCGUCCUUCGAGAGCGUCCGCCGGUGGCACCAGGAGGUGACAGACACCAUCCGACCUUCCCACGUUGUUUUCCUACUGGUGGGACACAAAAGCGACCUGGCUGCGGAGCGCAAGGUGGGCAGGAGGGAGGCGGAACGGCUGGCGGCCUCGUUGGGCGCUCAAUACAUCGAGACCUCGGCCAAGGACGGCAGCGAUGUGGAGCGGGCGUUCCAGAUGUUGACCGCAGCCAUUUACCAGGCGCUGCAGAGUGGGCUGCUGCCACCGUGUGAGGCGUGGGACGGCGUGAAGAGCAGAGUCCCGCUGCCAGCACCUCGCCCAAAGGAUGAGGAGAAGCGGAAGAGAUGCGCGUGUUAACAAGGGGUUGGAGGUGCCGAGGAGGUAGGAAGAGCGGUGGGCCAUGGCAUUAAAUAGCACUGACUCACCCGUUUUCCCGGGACAGGGGAGGUGCCACGGCCCCAUUCCUCCUCAUCCCCCCCUCUUACAAAGCGGUUCCCAGACAGCGAGCACAGCACGCAGCCCCUCCAUGUGCUGUCGGGUCCCAAAACCUGUUUACUCUCCAGCAGGGAGCUCCCUCAGCUCGGUGCCCUGCAGCACCAGGCCACGCUUUGGGCAGCACCCUGGGAACAGACGGCAGCUCUGCGCCCCAGGAGCCGCCUCUCCCUCCCGAGCACCGGUCAGACCUGCCCCAGCUGCACUUAGUGCACGGACAGAGCCCUCACCUACCAACAAAGUGGGUUUCACCCACGGGUGCCGGUAGCCCGAGCCCCAGCAGUGAGCUCUGCACUGAGGCAGCAGCAUCCACAACCUCCCUUUCUUUGCAGGGAGCCCGCAGAGCUGCCCUCCCUCCCCACUGCAUCCCACAGCAGCUGUAGUAUCUCUGAUGCAUAUAGUGUGGGCAGAGCAGAUGCUGGGCUGUGAGCCUUCUUCAUGCCCCAGGGAAACAGAACACACUCAUUUCUUACCCUUGGCCAACACAACCCUCCUGCCUGCAUCCAAACGGGCUGAGCCACAGCAGGUCCUGAUGCAGUGAGCACAGAGCAGAGACCAUCAAAGUCCAGCACAGAUCUCACGCACAGACACCAGGCUCACCCCACAGCUGCCUCUUUCCCCUGGUUUUAGAUGAAUAAUUUCUUUAUUCAUGUAAAACAAACGCAAGUAUUUUUAUAUAAACACUGACAUUACAAAGUACGGGAGCAGGGAGGGGUAUGAAGGAGGAAACAAAAACCUCUACAGCUGCUUCUAAUACUGUCCCACACACACACACAUACACACAAUCAAAUGCUCUGUCCCUCAGAUAAUCACUUAUAUGAUAAACCACUUUCAAGUCACAAAUAAAAGUCUUUGCUUUGA